Molecule: messenger RNA, 3230 nt
Organism: Photinus pyralis (common eastern firefly)
Lineage: Eukaryota; Metazoa; Arthropoda; Insecta; Coleoptera; Lampyridae
Product: prion-like-(Q/N-rich) domain-bearing protein 25
Exons: 10
Coding region: 867-2441 (524 amino acids)
Source: RefSeq, a predicted model, not a curated record
CAAACCUCUUGUGCAAUUAUAAGUGACAAAAUCUCUUCUGAAGGGAGUCUAAUUUUAUUAUAAUUGGUUUGAAUAGUCUUGUUUCACUUAACAGAAAAUAAAUCCUUUACACUCCUUAAACCGUUACCAGAACUAUACCAAUGGACAAUACCAACUUCUUCUUCAGUUGAAUAUAUCGCACAAAAACGAAAAUACGGAAGCCAUAGCAAUAAUAUUCAAAUUAAUGCAAUGUGACAGUCAGAUCUUUACUUUUUAAGAAGUUAUUUUGGUUGCAUGAAAUUAGGCACCCUUCAGAAGGGAUUUUGUCAUUUAAAAGUAGACAUAGGGAAAAACAAUACACAUAAAUUCCUAUGUCUGCUUCUUAAUGAAUAGCAGUGUAUAAUGAAUUCAAUCGUUUAUGCCAUCCCUUACACUAUGCCGAUGAUACUUCCACCAUUUGUCCAAGUAAUAUGAUAAUGGACAUGGACAUCAGUUAUUAAAAAUCAAGGCAAGGUUUAUGGGGCUUUUUGUAAUUUUUGUUAACACUAGAACUGCAGGUCAUACAGUCAUAGAGGGGUUGACCACAACCUGCAAAAACAGAUACAACCUAGGAUACAACCAUAGCAGACUAUGCAUAGCUCCUCCUUCAGUUUCUAUAGCGUUCUAUAGCGAGGUGGUGAUGUUAUCUGGAGUGCUCCAAGUAAUUGCCCUUCGCUCCAAUCUUUGGAUAUGGCAAGUCAUAUGAAUUCCUACCUAAAAUUGAAAAUAGAUAACAUUUUUAUCACAUUGUAAUCCAAGUUGCGAUAUCCGACGAGUGCUGAUAUUCAGAAAUCUCGUCACACCACUCAAAUUACGAGAUCAAUACGGACAUACUUUUUCUUAGCGUAAUGUUCAAAAAAAUGUUUUUGGUUAUGCUCGCUAGUUUAUUGCUAACGAACUGUGCCGCUCAAAUUUUAGAAUGUUCGAAAAAUGAAGAUUGUCAGGUCCCAACGGCCGUAUGCGAGCAAAAUUUGUGCAAAUGUCCCGUUGGAUCCGUCCUUUCGACAGACGUAACUAAGUGCUUGCCUGUCUCGCUUGGACUGCACGCCGUAUGCGAGGACAGGCGUCAGUGCGGUUGGCUCUUAGGCGAUUACGAUUGCAUCGACAAGAAAUGCGAGUGCGCCAAAGGUUGGAUUUAUGCCAUGGGCCAAUGUGUCAAAAAAGCUGCCUUAAAUAAUAAAUGCGCAAGAGAUCGAGAUUGUUUCAACGGGUACGAUUUGCUUGCGAUGACUUGCAAGGGAGGCAAAUGCGUUUGUAACGAUGGCUACUACCUACGGGGUGAUUUUGAUUGUCGGCCAGCCAUUACCACGGUCGGAGAGUAUUGUUCCCUCAACUCAGACUGUAGAUUUGAAAAUGGAGUGUGCAGAAGCUCAAAGUGCGCUAAUGGUUUAGAACCUGCCCAAAAGAAGAAUGUAACUGGAAGAACACUUGAAUUAGAUAUCCAACAUCUUGAUGUGAACAGAUUAGAAAUUAAUCUUCCAUGCGAUAAAUGCACCACGGUCCCUAAUGCCAUGUGUCAUCCUGCUUUCAAAAAGUGCCAUUGCAAACGAGGGUUUACUUACAAUACUGACAAAAAGAAAUGUGUAGCAGAGCUUGGAGUCGCAGUGGGAUGCAAGGAUGAUAGCCAGUGUGAAAUCCCAAACAGUCGCUGUGUUGCGGGGAAGUGUUACUGCUGGAAAACCUACUUCACGUUGGCGGGAACUGUCGCGUGCCAGAAACCAAUGACGCACGAUAAUUGGUUCUGCAACAAUGAUGAGAGGUGUUACGUACUCGGCCCUCAUAGUAAGUGUGAGCAACAUAAGUGCAAGUGUACCAUGUUCCCUAAACCCAACGCCGCCUUUGUAUGCGAAGCCCCCGAAGGCUGCGUCGAUAAUAGCGAUUGUGACAAAAUAAAGAAUUCCCAGUGUAUUGCGGGUACCUGCAAGUGCGCUCCGGGAUAUCGCGUGGAAGAUAAAUCCUGUGUACCAAAUUUAGGAAGUCAAUGUCUGCAAGAUAGUAAAUGUACCAUAGCGAAUGCCUCAUGUAACUCGGAAAAUCUGUGCACUUGCAACGAGGAGUUUAUAGCUAACGGAGAGACAGCUUGUCUUCCACUUGUCGGGUUAGAUUCCGAAUGUCAAAUUAAAGAGCAAUGCUCCUCGGCCACUCCUGAUAGUGACUGUGUCCAAUCAAAGUGUACAUGCAACAAGCAGUUUGUUCCACUUCAUGGAAAGUGCAUCUUCCAACGAAAAAUGGGUGAUGUGUGUACCGCUGUAGCACAAUGUCACAGGUUUUUGGGGCGUAAUGUUGUGUGCCGUAAUGGAUAUUGCGAUUGUCCAGGAAACAUGACUAGGAAUGCAGAGUCGACGGAUUGUGAAUCAUCGGCAAACACAAUUGCAAUUCCAGCGUUUAUUGCAAUAUUGGUUAUAGCUUUGUUAAAAGUAUAGGUAUUAAUUACAUUGUUUAAUGAUAUUAGUUAUAGAAAGCUCAGAGAAUCGAACGAACGAAUAAAACCAAAUGAAUAAAAUAUUCCACAAUUUACUCUGCUCAUUAUCCUGAUGGGGUAAAUUCCCAUCAACUAGCAAAGGUUACCUACCCAACCAGCCAAAAAGAUUGUUUUUCUGAGUAGAGACAAUUUAAAAACACUUGGGGUUUUGUUUAUUAAAAAACCAGUUGCCAAAUUCUUGGCAGACAGUAGCUCAAAACAAAUAUUUAACAACAAAAACUUUUUUGACAGUCCUGCAUCCUUUAUGCCUAAUAUGCACUGGCACCAGUCAUAUUAAUUUGCUGAAUCUGCCGUUUUAUUACUAAAGACUAAAUUGUUCAAAUUCCCACAGGAGAAAUUUACCUUUUACAGAACUCAAUGUUAACAAUUAUUAAUUCCGGUCAAUUUUUUAUUGCUACAUAGCUGAGAAUUGCUUUGUUUUGGAUUCGUUCUAUUGUUUUGUGCAGCUUUUUUUUUAACACAGGACUCAACGCAUUUUUCCUCUGCGAUCUUGACGCACUUUUCAUCAAGCAUGCGAAAAUUGUUUAACGAUCUUUUAAAAAGUGCUAAAUCGCGAAAUUCGUGUCGCUUCUGCAUCCUUUUCGUGUGCUUUUUUUUAGAUGUUCUGCAAUUGGUAUUGGUUCCCUUAGAACAGUAACUUCGUAACAACGGCAAUGCCUCGCUGAAAACGUGGGUGACCGCUUGGUAACCUCCGAGGUAACCUCUCUUUUUUUUUUGCUUGUCUAAUGAU